AUGGUCGAAUCAAUCCAAAGUCCUGCGGAAGGUCAUCAGCCGCCCCACCGCUAUGUUGAGAACGAAGGCUACGUAGACUUGCAGAGUCAGGUCGACCGCACUUCCAAAGAUCACAUCAUACCAGGAAGCGCCCAUGAUGACGAUGUGGAGGAAGACUACGAGGAAGAGGACUAUGAGGAACUCUUCGCAGACCCACAAGAAGAUCUCUUAGACACCGAUCUCAACUCCUCAAACCCCGCCGACUACACCAAGGCCUACAACCGACAAAGAAAGCUCAACGACAACAGCACACCCGACGUACAGCGGCCGAGAACAAAUCCUCAGCUAAACACACGCGCCGCCAUUGACGACCAUAUCAAGAGCCUGUCUGCCCACACUGCAAAACUAAAAUUGAGCGACCUCGAAGCUGGGCUCGGGGGUGGGAAGAGCCACGGUGCAGAAAAGUCGGAUCGUGCGACAAGUGAGCAGGUGCUUGAUCCGAGGACACGAAUGAUCUUACUACAAUUGUUGAACCGAAACAUCGUUUCGGAAAUCAAUGGUGUUAUCUCCACAGGCAAAGAGGCGAACGUGUACCAUGCAGUGACAAUCCCGACGGCCAGUGGGGAUGGAGAACCAAAGCCCGGUUUGAACCGGGCAAUCAAAGUCUACAAAACAAGUAUCCUGGUGUUCAAAGAUCGAGACAAGUAUGUCACUGGAGAAUAUCGCUUCCGCUCGGGCUACAACAAGAGCAGCAAUCGCGCUUUGGUCAAGGUCUGGGCAGAGAAGGAAUUUCGCAAUCUUCGGCGGUUGAAAUCUGCAGGCAUCCCAUGUCCGGAUGCAAUCUGCUUGAAGUCACACGUACUGGUUAUGGCGUUCCUAGGAAGCAAAAAGGGAAACGCAUCACCUCGACUACGCGACGUCGAAUUCCUGACGGAUGCUGAGACACGCUGGAAGGAAACAUACGUCACCCUCUUGAGCUACAUGCGCCGGCUUUAUCAGAUCUGCAAGCUCGUCCACGCUGAUUUGUCAGAGUACAAUCUGCUAUGGCAUGAGAAGGAAGAGCGUUUGUACAUGAUUGAUGUCAGUCAGAGUGUAGAGCACGAUCACCCGCGGUCGUUGGAGUUCCUUCGAAUGGAUAUCAAGAACGUUUCGGACUUCUUCAGGCGUAAGGGCGUAGAUGUCCUGUCGGAACGGAAACUAUUCAACUUCAUCACUGCCAACACUGGAAGCGUCGAAUUCUCGGACAUGGAAAAUGCCGUGCAAAAGCUGCUUGCUGCCAAGGCUGAUGGCCCAGAUGAAGACGAAGAAGAUGAGCAGGACGAAGUCUGGAGGCAGCAAUACAUUCCCCAGAAUUUGCGCGAGGUAUACGACAUUGAGCGUGAUGGCGAAAAGAUCAGAGAUGGCGAUGCUCAAGAUCUGGUUUACCAAGACCUCCUCGCGCACAAGAAAGACGCCAGCGCAGACGAUGGAAUCGAAUCGACCGCUGCAAACGGCGAAGAUGAGCGCGCAGAAGAAGGUUCGGAGGACGACGACGACGACUCCGAUGAGUCGGGCGAGGGAGAAGACGACCCCUUCGCGCCAAAGCAGCCUCGAGGCAAGAAGCACGAGGACAAGGAUGCGAAGCGGGAUCAUAAGAAGGCGGUGAAGGAAGAGAAGCGGGAGAAGCGUAAGGAGAAAAUCCCCAAACAUCUCAAGAAGAAAUUGGUGGGUCAGAGCUCUAGAGGCAAGAAGUAG
Molecule: messenger RNA, 1713 nt
Organism: Dissoconium aciculare CBS 342.82
Lineage: Eukaryota; Fungi; Ascomycota; Dothideomycetes; Mycosphaerellales; Dissoconiaceae
Product: Serine/threonine-protein kinase Rio1
Exons: 1
Coding region: 1-1713 (570 amino acids)
Biological process (GO): maturation of SSU-rRNA
Cellular component (GO): preribosome, small subunit precursor; cytosol
Molecular function (GO): protein serine/threonine kinase activity; ATP binding
Source: RefSeq, a predicted model, not a curated record